Phymastichus coffea is the source of this 720-nucleotide messenger RNA. RefSeq lists its product as uncharacterized. The transcript has a single exon. Lineage: Eukaryota; Metazoa; Arthropoda; Insecta; Hymenoptera; Eulophidae. The record is from RefSeq and is a predicted model, not a curated record. The coding region runs from base 1 to 720 and encodes 239 amino acids.
AUGCAGCUCGAAUCGCUAUUCGCCUGCCAGCAGAUCAACACCGAUCUGCAGCGAUACCACGCCACGGUCGCGGGAUUGGACGGCGAGACGGUGGCAGACCUGAUGGAUGUGCUGCGGCUUCCGCCGGCGGCUGGCAAGUACGAGAAUUUGAAGCGGCAAGUUCUGGCUCGACACGGCGAUACCACGCAGCAGCGCCUGCACAAGCUGCUCUCCGGCCUCACCAUCGGAGAUCGCACUCUUGCGCAGCUGCUUCGACACAUGCGGGCUCUGGCGGGGGAUAGCAUCACGGAUGAUGCCCUCCGGAUCCGAUGGCUGGACCUUCUGCCCUCCGCGACCUCGAGGAUGCUAAGGCUCCUACGGAAAGCGGAUCUAGACGAGCUUGCGCAAACGGCGGACGAGCUGGUCGACACCGUGCCCGACAUCUGCGCGGUGCGCGCUACGCGCGCGGCGACGAGCACCGUGGCCGCGCCGACGGUCGCAUCCGACUCCGCUGCGCUGGAGUCGAUCAGGGCCGAGCUGACAGCCCAGCGCGGCAUCCUCGAGGACAUUCGCAACGCGAUGAGGAGUGCCCGGCCACGCGACCGCAGUCGGUCCCGUCCCCGGAACCAGUCCACCGGCCGCGGCGACCUCUGCUUCUACCACGCCCGGUUUGGCGAGAGCGCCGAGAAUUGCCGCCCGCCGUGCGGCUACGUCGCAAACACUCAGCCGGGAAACCGCUAA